AAAUAUUUGAGGAAAACAAGUAGUUGCAACAGUGCAUUCGGCUUCUGGAUUGGCUGCUGCUUUGAAUUUUCUAAUCAGGGCUAUCAUGUUAAACGUUUGUUUAAAUAAUGAUUCUAGAUAAAAUAUCCAAAAAUGUUUAAAAAAAUGACCAAUAGUUUAACCACGUCUUUAGUCCUAUCACAGAAAACAAGAGCGUCGCAGCGUAUCGAGAUGACGUCCUUGACCCCCUUCCAAUGACAUUCCACGGCUUCCAAUACAUACUCGUCGCCUGCGAUGUGUUCAGAAAAUAUGUGCGAGCGUGGCCAAUGCGUCGACAGACACGGAAGGAGACGGCAAGUCUGUUGUACCAUCGAUGGUUCACCGUACACGGAGUGCCGGAAACUAUACACUCGGAUCGAGGUCGAACACUCCGUCUCCCAGCAGACUUAAUAAAUCCGUCACCAAAUCACAGAGUCUGGGAAAAUUUAGAAGGGUUGAGUUGAUAUUUUACCUCCAAGCAUAAUUGGUCGUCGUGGCGCCAGUGCACCAUCCGCAUUUUGACAAGGUCGACAAUUCUCGUUGUGCAGUUGAUAACUUGGCUCGUUGUGCGUAUUGCGGUUAAACCGUUGGUGUACUUCUUUUGGGUUAUUGUGUCGAGGCAAAGCGAAUCCUGUAUGUAGAGCAGCGUUCCGGAUCACACACUUUACGUAAAGUAUUGAUUAAGAUGUUAUCGGACUAACGUAAUAUUUAAUUGGUCUAGUACUCUAGUGUUUAACCCUUCGCUUUUGUUUGUAACAGCGAUACUCUCUUACUUUUAAAAUGCUUAAACUUUGUUGCUUUUUCACUUUCUGUUUCCUUCUACACAAUAUUCGAGAAAUUAAAUCUCAACAACCUGAAGAGAUUUGUUUCCGGCCUCCAACAAAUCCCAACCCAGGCAGACCCGGUAAGAGAGGACCUCCCGGAGGAAAAGGUGACAAGGGUGACGUUGGUCCAACUGGGCAGUGUGUUUGUGAUGAAAUGUCUCAACUUCGUCAGGAAAUACAACAACUUAAUCGCAGGAUCGCAACAAUCGAACAAUUCAAGCAUUCUCACACUGAUAAGCUAACACAUUGCUCGGUUGGAAUGAAGGAUAGGAGAGUAAGAGACGAAGACAUCACCGCAUCUGCUACUUUCGAUACCGGAAUUAACACAUACUACCACCCAAAGCAUGCGCGUUUGGAUAAUGUUCUAACAGGGGUACAUGUGGGAGCGUGGGCAUCUGGGAACCUAAGUCCUGGAAAUUGGAUUCAAGUUGAUCUUCAAUCUCCCACUCUUUUAACUGGAGUUGUGACUCAAGGUAGACCGGAGAGACAUUUGCAAUGGGUUACAAGUUACAAAAUCGCAUAUGGAAUGAAUCAAACCAGUUUUCAAACUAUUCAAAGCAGUAACGGGAACGACUUGAUAUUUCAAGGAAAUAGAGAUAUGAAUACGAAAGUUACAAAUAUGUUUCCUGCUCCAAUCAUUGGACGUUAUGUACGUCUCAUACAUAUUACUUAUCAUAGACAUGCAUCAAUUCGAUUGGAAUAUCUGACUUGCUGAACUGCACGCUCAAGAACGACCGAGACAAAUUAUGAUUAAUGUUACGAAUCAGUUCUCUCUUAUGUCCGAUUUUAUUCAACUUUUAAUUUAAUAUAUAGUAGGGUGGGGGGAAAUAGGACACCUUGAACACAAAAUAUAAUGUUAUUGAGCACGGUAGUGGUCAUAUAGAUUCUUUUUCGUCGAACAGUUGGCGUUGUUGUUGUUGCUGAUAGGGCGAUUUUUUUCCGCAAUUACAUCAAUUCUCAAUUUUAACAUUUAUUCUUUAAUCUCUUGAUAGGGUUAAUUAAUACUAUGCUAAUUAGUUUAUACCGUGCUCAUGCAUUAGAUCUGUGAUCUCUUGUAUUCAUAUUGCUGUUUCAUAUCCUUUGAACUUGUUUGGUUUAUAGAAAGACCAACUUUAAUUUAUCGAGGUCUCUCUGUACAACAGUAUGUAAAUACGGUAUUUAUAAAUGUAAAUACAACAUUAGUAUCAAGGCA
Ciona intestinalis (vase tunicate) is the source of this 2034-nucleotide messenger RNA. Its product is annotated as lactadherin-like. The record is from RefSeq and is a predicted model, not a curated record. NCBI's taxonomy places the organism in Eukaryota, Metazoa, Chordata, Ascidiacea, Phlebobranchia, Cionidae.